Prosopis cineraria is the source of this 550-nucleotide messenger RNA. RefSeq lists its product as uncharacterized. The record is from RefSeq and is a predicted model, not a curated record. The transcript is spliced from 6 exons. Lineage: Eukaryota; Viridiplantae; Streptophyta; Magnoliopsida; Fabales; Fabaceae. Bases 212 to 550 code for a protein of 112 amino acids.
CAGAUGUAUGCUUGUGUUGGCCAAGAAGUCUAUGAGCUCGAUCUUGGUUAUCCGAAUCGAGACAUGAUGAAUUGUCUUUUAAAAGGAGAUUCUGCUGUGGAUGCUUGGACAACAUAUCAGUCAUAUAAGUAUGCUGUUAUUUUUAAACUGCCUGGAUGACAUAUUUGGCAGUCAAAGUCAAUAAUUCUCUGCUCAGUAUGUUUUUGUCAUCAUGUGGAAAGGGCAAUGUUUACCAGGUUUAUUGGAUGAUGAUAGGGAGUACAUCAAUGCAAUUAGGGAGGCUUCAGUUUGGGCUUCGGGAGUUCAGUUGAGAAGGAUGUUUGUCACUAUGCUACUUUGCUCAUGCUUGAGUCGGCCGGAUUUUGUAUGGAGUAAUACUUCUGAGAUAUUGUCUGAAGAUUUAUUAUACAUCCCACGAAAUGAUCCAACCUUGUCAGAUAUUAAUGUGCCACUGGUUGCAAAGGAAGAAGCUGCACUUCGUGAGAUUGAUUCACUUCUUCAUAGUAAUGGCAAGUCAUUGCAAGAUUUUUCGUCACUUCCAUUGAAUUAA